Molecule: messenger RNA, 5014 nt
Organism: Dimorphilus gyrociliatus
Lineage: Eukaryota; Metazoa; Annelida; Polychaeta; Dinophilidae
Source: the annotation of a GenBank genome assembly
GUUAAAAUUCAAUAUGUUGCUUGGUCUUUAAGUACUUUAUAUAAGAGACUUAGCAGAUUAAUUUGCUGCAUCUAUACUUUCUUGACUUUGAGGUCCUGGCUAUUUUUUAGGUUUCUUAUGAUUGAAACUGCAAACUAUUUGCAACCAUCAGAAGGGAGAAAGAAAAGCGUGAAAUAAAUGAAAAUAGAAUAUUUGAGGUUGCAAGAUGUAGGAGAAGAUGUAAACUUUUUGCUGAUACUUAAAUGGGAAAGAUUUUCAAAAUAAUCUGUCACAAAUCUAUCUAUAAAUAUUAUCUUAAAGGGAUAUUAUAGUUUUUACAAUCCUCUAGAUGGCAUUUUCUUAUUUGAUAAAUAUUCAUACCAACCUGUUCUGAAUAAGAAAAGACCACUCUACAAAAUCAAUAGCGCCGUGAAAAUUUAAAUUCCGCUUCUCCCUAUAAAAGAGUAAUAAAAAUCGGCUUUAAGGUGCCGGCAUUUUUAUUCAACUUAGCCUUUUGAGAGUUGUAUCGAUCAAGUCUGAUUAGUGUUUUAUUCUGGAAAGCGAAACGAUAUUUUUAAUAAUCGCCUAUCGGCCAAUCACUAAUUAGAUUUGAACACUUUUCGCCCAGUGCUCUCAGCUGGUCUACGUUCAAAGUAAAUAAUCUACGCCGUAAAUCCUCUCAUUCUAUUGUAAAAGAAUCUUUUUUAUACACAAAAAAGAAAGAAAAUCAAAUGAAAAAUUGGCAUUGUACAAAAAAUGUUCGUUUUGGCAACAACUACUUUUGAAAAUCUUACGAUUCAUUUUAUACAAAUAGAAUAUAUCCGCUUUAGAUAAGGAUUUCAUUACAUUAUGAGUACUGCAUACCAGAGGAUAUUGUCUAUUGCUUGUAAAAGUGAUGGAAAUAGAUCGGAUAAGGAUAUUGAGGAAUUGAAGAGUUGGCUAAGGAAAACUUCGGAUGUAUUCAAAAAUCAGAAGGAAGAAAUUGUUGAGGUUGUGGCUAAGAAAAGUUGCUAUGUCUCACGUAAUUUAGACGAUGUUGUUAUAAGGCAAGGAGAAGUUGGAGAUAUCGUCUAUAUUGUCCUUCGUGGAAAGUUGUCCGUUUACGUUAGACCCCAAGCAUCAGGUAUCGACGAUGCUCGCUGCGCGGAACUUCUGCGCAGAGUUGAGGCGGAUUGCUCUCAAAAACGUGUACCUUUGGAUAGAAAGGUAUUCGGUAACGCCGUCGUCACUUUGGGACGAGGUUCAAUGUUUGGUGAAGUAGCUCUUUUAUCGGAAAACUCUAUUAGAACAGCUUCCGUUAUGUGUGACGAAAAGUGCGAUUUGUUAGCUAUCGACCGGCAAACGUACAAUCAAUCUCUUCGCUCCUGGCAGGAGGAAGAAUUUAAAGAAAAAACCGAGUUUGUUAAGGAGCAUUCACUGUUCAGAAACUGUUCUUUAGAUAAUAGGGUAAACAUGGCUAUAAGCCUGAGAAAAGUUGUUAUUCCGUAUGCGGGUAGUAUUUGCCGACAGGGGGAACCUGCCAAUACUGCCUAUUUUGUAUCGAAAGGGGAAUGUAGAAUCGUUAUGACGCCUAAAAAUCAUAAUAGUCAAUUCCAUAAUACAUCUUAUAAUAUUAAACAUUCAAAAAUCCCUGAAGCCUAUGUAGGUGAAUCUACAACUGGUCUAAGAAGGCCUAAAUCAGCUUUUAAUAAACUUCGAGUCAAUACAGAAGAAAGUGACGACUUCGAAGUUGGAAUUUCUUGUGCCGAUACUAUAAUUGGCGAUGUUGAAUUAGUCCUCGAACUGUCUUCCUAUAUUGAAAGUGUUGUGGCAAAUACUCAUUGCGUCCUGUUCUCUUUGGAUAAGAGGAAUUUUGAGCGUUUAAUAGCAAAAAAAAUGAUUCAAACAUUUGGUCAAAUUCGCCAAGCGGCUGAACUUAAAGUUCAAAGACGAUUGGAUAGAAUUCCUUCCCAAGUCACUGAUUUAUUGAAGCAUUGGCACGACCGGUUAGUCGCCAUGAGUCCGGAAGUGAAAACGUCCAAAAAGAAAUUAGCAUUUCAGAGAAAGGUUGAACCUAAACAAAACGACUUGAAAGCGUUAAUGAGAAUCAAACGACACGAAAGACUUCUUCAUAGGGGACCAAUAAUUCAAAUGGAUAGGAUGAAACCGCGUAAGCCUAGAAAAAAGAUUAUAGAAGAGAAGGAAGAACAUAUUCCUUCUACCACUCAAGUAGUUCGAAGCAGAAAGAGAACAGAUUCUGAAGAUGAACGAAUGAUAUCUGCAAGUGUGUUUAGAUCAAAACGCCGGUCGCAGAAUCAAGACAAAGAGAAAAUAUUCAUUACUCAAAGAGACGAAAGUGAUGAUAAUGAUGAAGAUGAUGAAGAUGAAGAUAAUGAAAAUAAAAACGACAAUUCUGAUGGUUUCGAAAAGUACGAGUUGACUUGUUUUAGAAAUCAUGAAGCUUCGCAAAAGGCUAUGACUGCGCUGGAAGAUAAACUUGGUCGAUGGUACGACAAAGUCGGAAAUCUAGUCAAAGAUGACUCAACAUACAGGAAGGCAAGCAGGGUACGAAGUUUAUCAAGAGUUAAAGAACGUUCACCUAACGAUGAGCCAUUAAAGCACGGAAUGGUAAUUAUAAUGCGGCCCCAUUCUCCCGUCUUUCCUAAUGCACAAAGAGCAGUAUCAGCACAUCAACAUCAAGUAUAUAGACCAAUCGAAUGGGGUUUAGAAGAGGAUAACGUGAACGAAAUACGAUUCUUUAGGGUUCAAUCGGCUCCUGCAAGAAGAGGAGCUGACGGAUCUGCGAAAAGCAGGCCUAAAUCUGCAAUAUGCUGGGAUAAAUAGUUUUAUUAAUCAUUUCUUAAAGUAAAAGCGUCAAUACGGUAUUGGCCUGCCAAGAAUAGAGUUUCCGUUCCAUUUGAAAAAACCGCAGCAGAAUAUAAUCUAUUAAAGUUUCUGUUACUUAUGAGUUUUCCUUCCGUAGUAUAGAUUGAUAUCUUUGUAGUUCUCCUCUUUUUUUGGCAAAGGAGAAGUCCCUGAUUAUGUCCUAACAAAUAAACAUUUCGAAAAUAUGAGUUUUUGUUGACUUCUUUAAUAGUUUUAAAUAUGCUGCCAUCAGUUGAAUCCAAAAGCAGUAUACCUCGUAUUCCAAAGAUAUCAGCGACCGCUACUUUAUUAUCGAUUAUCGCUAUAUUUGCUCGACCAUCUGCUGUUAUAUUAGUCUUCCAGACAAUAGUACCAUUCAUAUGUAAUCCUAAUAUAUCGCAAGGACUAGUGGUAGAAACAAUUAACAUUCCAUCCGCUGUGGAACGAAUUUGGGAGAUACUAUAAUCCAAUGAAAACAGAAUUUCCCAAUUAGCUCCUUUAUCAUGGGAAGAAAUAACUACACCUUCCAUUAUAUUGUUCUUUGUUGAGCAUAAAGCUACUAUUGUGCCAUUCAAUGUGAUUGUAAUAGAUCUUAAUUUACAAUUUUUUUUCACUUGAACUUGUUCUAUUGCCCCAAAUUCAGGAUUCAUUACGUAUAGACCUCUAUUAAUCCGAUCGUAUUUUGCCACAUAGUAUAAAUUACCUUCUGAAAUUAUAAUAUCAUAUAUAAACUUUCCAAAUUCGAAUAGUUGUUUGGUCAAUUUUAAUUGGUAAUUAUUUAAAUCCAAUAGAUGGCGUUCAGUAGUUGUUUGAACCGUUGGACUUGAACCAAUUGUGAAAAAGUUUGUCAAAGUUGAUAAAGUUUCCAAAUUAGUUUCUUCCGUUGAAUUCAAUUUGGUUGCCGUAUGUUCCGCAGUUGGGAAUAUUUCAACGGAUUCGGUUGUGGUAAUAAGUUCUUGAGUCUGAGCUGUUGAAGUUUGCUUCACUAAACCUAAAGUAGCUUCACUAGUUGUUUCCAUAGAAGUUGUAAAGGACUUGGUAGUCUUAAUAGAGUUAUUAAGUAGAUGUUCGCUAGUAGAAAGAUCACUAUUGGUACUACUACUUCUACUACUACCACUACUGCUACUACUACUACUACUACUACCACUACUACUCUUCAAGACUUCAACUUUUUUAGCUUUCUUUAGAUAUCUUGUAACGUCGCUUUCAAUAGGCCUAGUAGUUGUAGAUAAGACAAUGCUUUCUUCUCUAGUAGAAUGACUAUCUUUUGAAUCGUGUGUAUUUCUUUCCAAGUUUAUGGUCGAGUCAUUAGAUUUAAUAAAUAUGAGUUUACCAGUUGAAAUUUUCACAUUGGAACUAUCAUUUAUUAAUAAGGUAUUCGUAGUCACUUUUGAAUUGCUCUUAGAACGUCCAGUAGUUAAGACUUUUAAAAUAAAACUACCAUUUGUUAAAUCAUCUGCAGUUGAUUUUGAAUGCAUUGCAAAAGCUUUAGGAGGUCUGUUAAAUAAAGUUUUAACUGUUGAUAAUUCUGUAAUAUAUCUACCAGUUUUAUAAUCAUCUUGAGAAGUUACUAUAUUUCCUUUUAUCUUGGUUUUGAUAGGUUGUGUUAUUUGAGCUGUACUUGAUUUUAUAGUGGAAGCAACAGUUGUUAAAUCUUCAUUAUUUGCUUGUAAACUCGUUGUCAAGUUAACUCUGGUAGUUGUUUCGUUAUCGCGAAAAGGUAUCGGAUUUGGGCUUGUCGUACGCCUGUCACUUUUUAAACUGGAUUUAACCGUUUUUGUAUUAGAUUCAAUAAAAACUUUGUCGGUACGAUUUAACUUUGUUUUAUUGAUUAAAUCCAGUUCUGGAUAUAGUAAAUCAAGAGUUCUCGAUUGUUUAAUUACCGAUUUUUCGUCCACUUCAUAAUGAGUCCUUUGUUCCAUUAGAUUCGUAAGUGAACCUCUUAAAAAGUAGAAAUAGAUGAUAUUCACACAAACACCAAUAAAAAUAGCAGCAAGGAAAGUAUAAAGUGAGCAUAAUCUAUUUAAUCUUGCUUCUUGCUUUUGUAAGCGUUUCAAAAUUUUCACUUGAAAGAAUAUAAAGUUCCUCGUUUCGUAAUGUUCCCUUUUCAUCCUAUUAUCCAAAUUACGUACGUAAUUCUUAAUUCUAUACAUAUUUCUUUCAUCAGUCAUUCUUGUUUGCCAGCUAUUAU